AACCGUCAGAGAAUGUUUCUUUAAAGUUGUUUUAAAGUUACUCUUUGCUAAACCUUCAGGUUCGCUGAGAGGAAUCUAUUAUUACUGGGCUUUUACUUUGAAGUUCGUAAGCUAAGACCGCAACCAGACCUUGAGCUGCAAGUUUCCGAAAUACUUGUACAAGCAAGAAUACCGGAAAGAAAUUGUAGUAAAAUGUGGAGUAUAAUGAGAAUACAUAUCGGAUAAUAAACGAGCCCAAACUAACACUUUGGGGACGUUUUAAACGAGGUCUAAGCUCAGUUAACGAGCCUAUUCAUAAGCUAGCUAGUGAGCUAUUUGUUUCCGUUAUGCCUUAGAUCUGUUACCGGUUAGCUAGCUACAGGUGCAGUUGAGUUUGAAGGUUUUGUUCUUUUCACGGGAAAAUGAGCAACCUGUCUUCGGACAAUAGCACAAUUUAUGUCCGAGAAAGAGGUAACCUUCGACGUUUUAGUGAUAUAGUCCUGGUAGAACCAAAGCCGCUGUCGUCGUGCAGAAGGACAGAUCCGUUUGUGCUGAGAAAAGAGCACUUUAUAUUCAAUUACAAUGAAGAGGGAAGUCUGAGGUACUCCACAAAAUCUCUCUUUGACAUCGCUCUGUUGUUCGUAGCCGACAACAUUCACCAUGUGGACUCUCUGGUCGGCUUCCCCGAGCAAAUAGGUAGUAGGCUUUUUGUGGCAGCAGAGGAGAAUCGUGUAUUUUUAAACCCAGAUAUUUCUUCAAAAGCCCUGCAGUUAUUCAGUGAUGCCUAUGGAGAGAUAGUGCUUGGAUCACUGUGCCUUCGAAAUAAGUUUCCACUCCUGCAAGAGAGGAUGGAUGCAAUUAAAACUUUUCAUAGUUUAAAGUCUCUGGAUUUGUUUGGCUGCAAACUGGGUGACAACCAUGAGCUAUUCCAGCAUCUAACAUCCACCUCGUUGGCAAGCAGCCUGAUUGAGCUUUUCAUUGGUGGUAACAGUCUGUCAGAUGCUGGCUUGCAAAGAUUGACUGCACCUAUCCGGAUGAUGCGGAAAGGAUUAGACUGUCUUCAGCUCUUGGAUCUUUCCUACAACCCUAUCUCAGAGGCAGCACUCAGAUACCUCACAUGCUUCCCAAAACUUGUAAAACUUGAUCUAUCUGGAACCAGUUUGAAGCUUGAAACAGGGUUGAAGACAACCAUAUUGAAGCUGUUGGGUCUAAUUUAUUCUGAGAAGCCACUGGACAGCUUUGAUCACUCAAGGUGUAAAACAGAAGGUUGGGCAGAGCAGGUUGUAAAUCAAUGGGAAACCAGUGGCUCACAAAUGCCAAAACAGAGGAAAAUUGAAGAAUCAAGAACAUUAGCACUUCGCUUUUUUGGCAGGCAGAAGUUUGUCAGAGAAGUAUUGAAUGCAGCACCUUUGAUUCAUGAGCGCGUGGAAGAGGCAGACAAUGGGAAACUGCAUUUCUACAGACCAUCAAACAAUCAGGCAGUAGAGAAAGAUAUUCCUUCCAUGACAGAUUGUGAAGUGAAGACUCCCUGCCAUAUCAAAAAGAGAAAGCAUCAGCCAGAAAAGCAUGACACUUUACAGCACUGCCCUCCUGCCAAACAAACAUGCUCAUCAGCUCUUACUGCAGAAGACAUUGACUUGUUGAACAGCUAUUAAGGCCUGCGGCUGAGUCACGCUCCACACAGGUUAAAGAGCAGCACGAGCAAUUAGCCUCAAAUGAACCACAGCCAUUUCCAAAAUAUUGUGAGCUGUGAAAACGGUUUACUAGCUUCAGGUGAUAAAAUUGAUAUAUUUUUAUAAAUAAAGUUUUGCAUUUCA
Acanthochromis polyacanthus (spiny chromis) is the source of this 1796-nucleotide messenger RNA. It is a transcript of the gene lrrc42, whose product is annotated as leucine rich repeat containing 42. Lineage: Eukaryota; Metazoa; Chordata; Actinopteri; Pomacentridae. Bases 402 to 1634 code for a protein of 410 amino acids. The record is from RefSeq and is a predicted model, not a curated record. The transcript has 7 exons.